AAACUACUAACAUCUUUAUUCAGGUCUAGAGUAAAGUUCAAGCAAUCAACUUAAAAAUAUGUUUAGUUUUCAAAAAUAUAUUUAAUAACAAAACACAUUACACAUUGACGAGUAGAAGAUAAUUAUCAAUAUUUUUAGAAUUACUUUUGGACUCUUCACAAACAAGUCAUGAUUCUUAUAAUCUAAAAUUUAAUUUAAUUGAAAAAAGUAUAGAUAUCCUCUCAUUUAAAACAUUAAAAAAUUACAUUCGUUAAUCUAAAGAAAAUAUAUAAUAUUUUCUCAAAUUUAUAAGUACAAGAAACACCUUAUUAUAAACUCAUCUUUACUUUAUCAUUCUCAGUUAGAAACUAAAUUUUUUACGUUUUCUAGAUCAUUUUACCAUCAUCAUUUCUACCAAAAUAAACGUAAAAGGUAUUGAAAACGAUCAAAUUCAAAAUUGUAGAGGUGACAAGUAGAAUCCUUUCAGUUUCAGAAAGAUAAUAAUAACAGAGAUAUGUCUGCUCCACUUUGAUGCAUCAUAUUCAUAUGCUUUUAUACUAUUCAAAUUAAAUGUUGGACUUUUGACAUCCUCCACUUAGUUAUGUAGCAGCCAAACCCACAGCUUUUUCACUUUACCACUGACCCACGUAGACAACAACUAGUUCCUGUCUUUGCUUCAUUCCUACAUAGCCACCCCAUCAAUGUCAGCAACAUAUUCUUCACCAACCUCCUUCAAAUUUCAGCAAACUUAAACCCUUAAAUACAAAAUUUAUUGGACAGUUUAGGGCUACCACGUAUUCAUGAUUUUAAUCGAUUACCAUGCGAGAUAUGAUAAUAUUUUUUAGUUAAUAAAAAAUUUAAUAAAACUCCAACAUAUGUCAUAAAAUAACUAGGUGAAACUAAAGAUAUGAGUAGGCCUCAUAUCACCAAAUAAUUUCUUCUUUAUAGUGGUUUCUCUUUCCUCCCAACACAUCCAUUUAUACCGAUUAAUAUUUUCAAGCUUUAAGGCCCUUGUGAGUAUCUUUCAAAGUCCUUGAUUUUCUACAUCUUUUCUCAUGGGCAACCUGCUCCUCCAACUCUUCUAUGUGUUGGUGUUCCUUCUGAUCCCAGUUUCAUCUCAACCUAACCAGCUUUUCUAUGCUGGAUUCGAGGGUGUGGGCAGCAACAACAUAACCUUGAAUGGUGCAGCAGAAAUAGAACAAAAUGGAAUAUUGAAGCUCACAAAUGAAACCAGUAGAUUAAUGGGUCAUGCUUUUUAUCCAACUCCUUUUCAGUUCAAGAACUCUAGUGAUGAUAAAGCUUUCUCCUUUUCUUCCUCAUUUGCUUUGGUUAUUGUUCCUGAGUAUCCAAAGCUAGGAGGGCAUGGCCUUGCUUUUACAAUUGCAACUUCUAAGGAUCUCAAGGCUCUUCCAAGCCAAUAUCUUGGUCUUCUUAACUCAAGUGACAUUGGAAACUUCUCUAACCACCUCUUUGCUGUUGAGUUUGACACUGUUCAAGACUUUGAGUUUGGGGACAUCAAUGACAACCACGUUGGAAUUGACAUCAACAACUUGGCCUCCAAUGCUUCUUCUACUGCAGGUUACUACACUGAGGACAAUGGUUCAACCAAACAAAAUCUCAAUCUCAAAAGUGGGAAACCCAUUCUAGCUUGGGUUGAUUAUGAUUCUGCUCAGAAUGUUAUCAAUGUCACACUUUCUGCUUCUUCUACCAAACCCAAGAGGCCAAUCUUGUCCUAUGCUGUGGAUCUCUCACCAAUCCUUAAGGAUUCCAUGUAUGUCGGGUUCUCUGCAUCAACAGGGUUGCUUGCUAGCUCCCAUUACAUUUUGGGUUGGAGCUUCAAAAUCAAUGGAGAAGCUCCACCUCUUGAUCUCUCUUCUCUUCCACAGCUUCCAUUUGCGGGGCCAAAAAAGAGUCACACAUCUUUGAUAACAGGAGUUUCAGUCUCUGGUUUUGUUCUUGUAUUGUCUGCAAUUUUACUUGGCAUCUACAUGUACAGAAGAAACAAGAAUGCUGAUGUUAUAGAAGAUUGGGAGCUUGAGAUUGGGCCACACAGGUACUCCUACCAAGAGCUCAAGAAAGCAACAAAAGGUUUCAAAGACAAAGAGCUACUUGGGCAAGGUGGAUUUGGUAGAGUUUAUAAGGGAACACUGCCAAAUUCCAAUACACAAGUUGCGGUUAAGAGAAUUUCACACGAGUCAAAACAAGGCCUGAGAGAAUUUGUAUCAGAAAUAGCCAGCAUAGGCAGGCUUCGCCACCGGAAUUUGGUUCAGUUGUUGGGGUGGUGUCGCCGCCGCGGCGACCUCCUCCUUGUGUAUGAUUUCAUGGCUAAUGGGAGCUUAGACAAGUACUUAUUUGAUGAGCCAGAAACAAUCCUAAGUUGGGAGCAAAGGUUUAAGGUCAUAAAGGAUGUUGCUUCAGCACUUUUGUAUCUUCAUGAGGGCUAUGAGCAAGUGGUGAUACACAGAGAUGUGAAGGCUAGCAAUGUGCUGUUAGAUGGUGAACUCAAUGGAAGACUAGGGGAUUUUGGAUUAGCAAGGUUGUAUGAACAUGGGGCUAAUCCGUGUACCACAAGAGUGGUGGGUACCUUAGGCUAUUUGGCACCUGAGUUGCCUAGGACAGGAAAGGCCACUCCUAGCACUGAUGUUUUUGCAUUUGGUGCACUUUUACUAGAGGUGGCAUGUGGGCUCAGACCAGUUGAGCUAAAGGCAUUACCAGAAGAUUUGGUUUUGGUGGAUUGGGUGUGGAGCAGGUACAGACAAGGGAGAAUUCUUGAUGUGGUGGACCCAAAACUGAAUGGUGUUUUUCAUGAAAGAGAGGUGCUCUUGGUGUUGAAAUUGGGGCUUAUGUGUUCAAAUGGUGCCCCCACUGCUAGGCCUAGCAUGAGGCAAGUGGUGAGGCUUUUGGAUGGAGAAGUUGAUUUACCAGAUGAGUUGACAAAGUCAGGCGAGAUAACUUACCAGGAGGGUUUUGAUGAAUUCUUGCACUCCCUUGAACCUUAUUCCUUCGAUAAGAUGAGCGCAAGUUCCUAUAGUAGAAAUAGAGACACGGAUGCUAGUUUUCCUUCUACUAAUACAUCUCUUUUUCUCCAAGGUAGAGGAGAAACAAGGUGAUUACCUACAUUAAUUGUAAUUAGAGUUACACUUUCUAUACUCAUCAUAUUUGUUUAUUUUACAAUUUUAUCAUCCCAUGAUGUCUCGUAAUCAUGUGCAGAAAGUUAUGGUCAUGAUAAAUUAUAUAUAAUCAAAACAUGAGGCUUCUAUUUUAAUUCCGUUACCCAGUGGAAUCCAUUUUAUGGAUCAUAGUAUCCCAAUUCAUGUCAUGACAUAGUUUGAUGUACACUUUUGCUUACUUAUGUAUUUGGUGGUGCCUAAGAUUUGAUGAAACAGUAAACUUUCAAAACUCUGCCUAAGGAUCAAAGUAUUUUCAUUCAUGCUGAAACAAUUUCUCCUUAUUAAAAAAGGCAAAUUUUGGCUCUCAGAUUUGUUGUUAAUGUCAUCCAUUAUUGAAUUCUAUAAACUUUUUAACCUUUCUUUUAGCAAGGUUGGUCUUGAAUUGAGUGGUAUCAACCUCUUCACAAAAAAUAAAGAAUAAAAAAUGAUUACCUACUACACUUGCUCAUGUCUAAGGAGGAAAUGUUCCCCACUUAAA
Messenger RNA from Abrus precatorius (Indian licorice), 3627 nucleotides. RefSeq names its product L-type lectin-domain containing receptor kinase S.4-like. Gene Ontology annotation, cellular component: plasma membrane. The transcript has a single exon. Gene Ontology annotation, molecular function: carbohydrate binding; protein kinase activity; ATP binding. The record is from RefSeq and is a predicted model, not a curated record. Gene Ontology annotation, biological process: protein phosphorylation. The coding region runs from base 1035 to 3089 and encodes 684 amino acids. Lineage: Eukaryota; Viridiplantae; Streptophyta; Magnoliopsida; Fabales; Fabaceae.